AGGGAAUUUCCCUGCAGGAAUCUCCGCCGGGCCCACAGCGCGGGGCAGGCCCGGGCUCGGCCCGCCCUUCCGGCAGCGCCGCGUCCCUUCCGGCAGGGCCGGGCGGGCGGGGGCCAUGGCGGCGCUGGGCGAGCCGGUGCGGCUGGAGCGAGACAUCUGCAGAGCAAUUGAAUUGCUGGAAAAAUUACAGAGAAGUGGAGAAGUGCCACCACAAAAGCUACAGGCACUGCAAAGGGUCCUUCAAAGUGAAUUCUGCAAUGCUGUAAGAGAGGUGUAUGAACACGUGUAUGAAACUGUGGAUAUCAGCAGUAGCCCAGAAGUUAGAGCUAAUGCAACAGCAAAGGCCACGGUGGCUGCUUUUGCUGCCAGCGAAGGUCACUCCCAUCCCAGAGUGGUUGAACUACCCAAAACCGAAGAAGGUCUCGGGUUCAACAUUAUGGGAGGCAAAGAACAAAACUCUCCAAUCUACAUUUCUCGGAUCAUCCCUGGAGGCAUAGCUGACAGGCACGGAGGCCUGAAGCGUGGAGACCAGCUGCUCUCUGUGAACGGAGUGAGUGUUGAAGGAGAACACCACGAAAAGGCUGUAGAACUGCUGAAGGCAGCUCAAGGGAAGGUUAAAUUAGUCGUGCGAUACACGCCGAAAGUCCUGGAAGAAAUGGAGUCGAGAUUUGAAAAAAUGAGAUCGGCAAAACGCAGGCAGCAAAACUGACGUUGUAUGCAAUAACUUACAGAGAAAAUAUACUCCUUUUACAUGUUAUUAUGGUUUCUUUGUGACUCAGUUGAUCCAAUGCCUGGGCUACAAAAAACCCUGUCCUUUUCAUAGAAUCACGGAACGAUUGAGGUUGGAGGGACUCCUGGAGAUCUAAUCCACCACCCCCCCAGCUCAGAGGAGGGCCAGCUAGAGCAGGUUGCUCAGGACUGUGACAGGCUGGGUUUUUAAGCAUCUCUAAGGAUGGAGACUCCAGAAGAUCUCUGGGCAGCCUGUUCUAGUGCUUUGCUCUCCCUUACGCUAUGAAGGUCCAUUCUUAGUUUAAACAGAGCUUCCAGUAUUUCCACUUGUGCCCAUUUCCUCUUGUCCAGUCACUGGAUUCUACUGAGAAGAGUUUGGCUCUUUAUUUACUCCUCCCUUUCAGGCAUUUACACAGGUUGGUAAGAUCACCCCUGAGCCUUCUCUUCUCCAGGCAAGGACAAUCCCAGUUCUCUCAACCUCUCCUUGUCCGUAAGAUGCUCCAAUCACUUAAUCACCUUUGUGGCCCUUCGUGGAACUCGCUCUUGUACACCCAUUUCUGUAUUGAACUGGGUAGCCCAAAACUGGACCCAGCACUUGUGUCUCACCCAGGCUGAGCAGAGAGGGAGGAAUCCCUCCCUCAGCCUGCUGGCAGUGCUUUUCCCAGUGCAGACCAGGAGACUGCCGGGCUUCUUUGCCGCAGGUGGCUCACGGCUGACUGCUGCUCUCUGCAAGGCUGCUCUGCAGCUGCUCAGUCCCCCGGUCUGCACUGCUGCAUGGGCUUAUUUCCCCCACACCAGGUGUAGGACUUUGCACUUCGCUGAACUUCACGGGGUUCUGAGAGCGUGAUCUGUCCCAUCACCCCGGCUGAUCGUGAAAACAGACAGCGGUGUGGACAGUACAGGCCCUGGGGUGCAGCAGCAGUGACUGACACCUGGCAGGACAUUGUGCCACUGAUCACAAACCCUCAGCAGUUUUAGAAUGUUUUCAGUCUCCUUGCGUUUCACAGUUUAAGAGGAAUGUGUACUUUCACAAUGGCCUAAAAUACCCUUAAAAAACAUAUAUGGUGACACUUCUAUUGAUUUUUUUUUUUCUUUUUAAUCUUGUGUCAGGCCUUUAAGCAAGAAAGUGAAUUUACAGAUUUUUCAGAGGCAUUUAAUAAGACAUAGUGGUACAAUCGGCAUCCCUUUUUUCCUGUUUUCUUUUGGCAUUACUUAACGUAGAAUCUGCAGGGGUUUUUGCUGAAUGACUUUUGGAAAAAAAAAAUUCUUAUGUAGCAGUAUUUUGGCACUUUUCUUAAGAAUAUGUUGUAUAUCGACUGUAAAACCUAAUCACAAUCUACUGUGUAGCUGAUAACGAUACCAGAUUUUGUAAUGUUUUGGUGAAUACAUUGUUUUUACACUUCUGCUAAAUUGUAAUUCGUUACUCUGGAAAUUGUAUUACCUCUCCUGUAAAUAAUUUACAGUUGGUGUUCUCACAUAAUGAUUUUGUAAUAGCCAACAUUUACAAAUUUGCAACAAUCAUUCCUGUAACUUAUAUUAUUUUGUACUAAUUUUAAAGCAGUUAAGGGGAAAAAAUGUGAUUGUUGUAUGCAGUUCUGCAUUAACUCUCUCUCUCUAGAUGUAUUUUUAUAUUGAGAAACAGAAGAUAUAUUAAUGCAGUGCAGAAGAAAUCCAGAUGUUUCCCUGACUUUCUGCUGUUUAAAAGAAUUACUCAUCUUAAUUGUCAUACCUCUCUUGUCUUUUUCGUGUCUUCUAUUGUAGUCUUUAUCUACACGCUGAAUGUAUUGGUCCUGCAGUAGUUAGUACCUAAAUUACUGAUUGUUGUGUUUAUAAGAGCAAAAUGUUCUGAGUCUUACAUGCCAGGUUACUGUGACACGUGAACUUGUCUGGGGUUUUAUUACUGACUGCUUCUGGCUUGGAGGAUUCCUGUUUGUGCUACAGAAGUACUGCAUCACCCCUGCUGAGUGAGGAAAUGUCCCUCUGUAAGCAGCUGAUGUCUUAUCCCGUGGUGGCACGGGGUUUGUGUGCCCUCCUGGAGCGAAUUUCUGGGCAGAGAUCCACUUUUUUUGGAAUCUCCCAGGUUUGAUGCUGUACUUGUGUAGUUUAGGUUUGGAGUUUUGGAUUUGGUUUGGUUUGGGUUUUUAUUUGAGCUUCACCUUUUGGUAUAUAUAUCUAGGAUUAACUUCAUUGUCUACUGGGUGUCUGUUCACUUGUAUGGCAGCUAUGAGUGCUUCCUGUUAGUAAUUUGAUUUUUAGAGGCUUAAACUGCAAAAAGUGCAGCUCUUGCUGUGUGUGGCUAAUCCCUAGCCUUAUUUCACAUGGGGCAGUAUGUGAAAGAAAGGAAAAAAGCCGGUGAUCUGAAAACGGCAGCAUGAAGCUUGUGCUCUUGUCAGGUGAGCUAUUCGAAAAUAAAUUAAAAAAAAAAAAAAAAAGUGAUUGCUACAGGCAAGUGAGGAAUGUGAUUGCUUUCUGCAUGUUUGUAAGCAUGGUAAGCCUGCAAAAAGAAAUUUCGAAGAUGCUGGUAAUUUGAAAAUUCAGUAUGAGUAUUUAUCAGUUAGAUGGCAUUGAGCACUGAAUUGCAUGGUUCGUUAUGUGUCAUAGGCCCCUUUCAAAAAAGGCCUCAUGUUACUGAUACAACCAUGUUGUUGAACUGUAUAUUUUUAUGGAAACAACUAAUGUUUAAAGUAUUGAGACCAAAAUCAUUAGUUAGAUCAGUCGUGGACGUGUUUUAAUUUAAUUGUAAAUUAGCAGAAGUUUGUUUUAGAGCCAUAUAUAAAUAUAUAUAUAAUAUAGAAAGCUAUGGAUACAAGAUAGAAAUGUGCAUUUUACGACCUGUAUCCCUUGUGGUACUGAACAAAGAGGUGUGUUUUGUUACUCUGAUGAAAUACUUACUCUAGUGCAGCUAGAGCUGCGAAGUGCAGUAGCAUUUUCAUUCUGAAUUGUGAAUUGAAUCCAAAUGUGUAGCAUUUGGGUACAGUUUGUCAACUACUACAAAACAUGGGGAGGUGUGUCUGGGUGUAUAAAUAGUACAUGUAGAAUUUGAUAAAUUUUUUUUUUUUUUUAAAAUUGCAAUAACAAAAAUUAAUAACAGACUAAUUAAUAACUGUCGUCUUUUAAUACUAUGAAAACCCUCUAGUAAUAAGGAAAGGGUGGAUUAAAAUAAGCCAAGAAACUUGAUCUCUGUUACUACUGAGCAGUGCCUGUACUGUGUUAAUAUGCAGUCCCUACACACUUGGCAUACUUGGGUAUGCAAACAGAUUAGGAAGAGGUGUCAUUUCUGCAAGUAACUUCUGCAUCUGUUGCUGCUGUGAGGGAUCUUUGGUUUUAUCAACAGAAAAAUAAAAGUUAAAUCUCA
This is a messenger RNA of Myiozetetes cayanensis, 4084 nucleotides long. It is a transcript of the gene LIN7C, whose product is annotated as lin-7 homolog C, crumbs cell polarity complex component. Gene Ontology annotation, biological process: neurotransmitter secretion; protein localization to basolateral plasma membrane; maintenance of epithelial cell apical/basal polarity. The record is from RefSeq and is a predicted model, not a curated record. Gene Ontology annotation, molecular function: L27 domain binding. Gene Ontology annotation, cellular component: MPP7-DLG1-LIN7 complex; synapse; basolateral plasma membrane. The transcript has 5 exons. The coding region runs from base 116 to 709 and encodes 197 amino acids. NCBI's taxonomy places the organism in Eukaryota, Metazoa, Chordata, Aves, Passeriformes, Tyrannidae.